[Torrubiella] hemipterigena is the source of this 4250-nucleotide messenger RNA. The record is from the annotation of a GenBank genome assembly. NCBI's taxonomy places the organism in Eukaryota, Fungi, Ascomycota, Sordariomycetes, Hypocreales, Clavicipitaceae.
CAAAUCAUCACCACACAGUUCAUCUCUAAUAUCACAGUCCAUAUCUACUUCAUCGAGACAAUAUGAAGACUCACAUAUUAUCGCCCAUCUUUGCGCUGUACUGGACAUAUCUGACCAUGGCCUUCACCACCCACGCGAUACACACCUACCACGCGUUUCCUCGCAAAGUUAGUAGCGACCAUCUAGUGCAACGCUGGGCUAUAUGCGGUGCAAUCAUCGCGGCUGCUUGUAUUUUCCGGGCCAAGGGUAUACAACCGUACAUUUCAAUCACCCCAUCCAAUCCCGACCACAGAAGUAUGAGGGUUUCAGAUCGCACACUUGACACGAUUGAUUUCAUUGCACGAUGGGGUGGCGUUUUCGAAAGGGCAUUUCAUGGCUAUAUGAUAUGUUUAAUGGCUUUGUGGGUAGCAAGAAAUGUGGGAAUAGUCUCAUAUACAAUUAUGUUUGUCACUAUUGGUCCUGGUGGAAGAGACAUUCGCCGAACCUUUGACCGCGACUGGAGGAAACAAUGUGCUCAAAACUUGUCAAUAUGAUUGUCGUUAUUCGGUCAAUUUACUGCUAUGAAUCUUUCUGCAGCCGAAUGCUAAAUAUGAAUCUCAUGCGCUAACGGCAACUUGCUUCGCUUGCAAAUUCACAUCGGAAACCACCAUUGUUGGGGCAGACGAAGAGGCAGACCGCACAGCAGCUUCGAGCGGAAACACUUGAUUUUUCUCUUCAACACCAUCGUAUACACGCGCCCACCGGUCCUUUAGUUCUUCUGGUGUCUGCCACGCGUUCUCCUCGUCACGAAGCCAUAGUCUGACAAGAUGGCGCUUCUUGGUUUCGGAGUCACGGAAGCCCAGGCGUGCAUGGAACACGCUCAGGUUGUUCACAAACUGAAUAUCACCAGCCCGGAACUGCAGUGCAAGAGCAUGCUUCUCGGCGGUAAAGUGCAGCGCAUCCAGUGCUUCAGCCUGAGCCUCCGUGAUGGCUGGAAUAGUAGAUGUGCGUGGGAGAGACCAGUAUCCGACGAAUGCGCGGCGGGCGUACUGGAUAAGAAUACGUUCUGGGCUGGAUUCCGUCGCAGCUUGGUGGUAAAGAAGUGGUCGAGCAGUGUAUCCUGGAGGACCAGUCUUGCCAAACCUGCACAUCGUUAGCAUAUUACUCGACUACAUUCAGUAAUGCUUUCGUACUCAUCAUUGGCCCACGGCUCGGCCAGUGUGCGAAUCAAGUCAGGCCUCGUCCGGGCCAGCUCGUUGUAUACAGUCCAGCUGCUGGCGAGAUAGCUGUCGCCGCCUUCAGCCGCCUCGCUCAGGGCAAACAGCGCAAUGACAUCGCCAGCAUCGGUGUGGAAGACUUGCUUCUCAGUAGUAUAUGCUGGGGACCCGAUGAGUUUGGAGUCUUCCGCAUUGCCAGAAAGAUCUUUGAUAUGGGCAAGGACCACGUCGGCUGGCUUGCCAUUAUAUGAGCUGUCUUGGCGGCCGCGAAUGGUAGCUACGUGCGAUGAGAUACCGGCAUAGAUGAUGACAUUGUCCUCACGAGAGUAGAGGUGCACUGGGACGCCGCGCACCACGGUGAAGCCAUGACCAUUGUGAAUCUCGUGAGAGAUGGCGCGAAGGCGCGGGUGGAGAUUGGGUAAAGGGAAUGUUUCUUGGCUGACUGCGCCAAGGGGUCGACCGAGGCCUAGAAUUCAUUUCAAUUGAUUGUGUGAAUAAACAUGGGCUUUACGGCAAUACAUACCCUUGAAGUGCUGCAGGGCCUGGUGCACCUCAGCCAAGUCGUUCUCGGUCAAUUGAUACGACCACUCGAACUCGUCUACGACUGUUGCACCCUCCCAUGCCAGUGUAGCAUCGAGCUUCUGAGGGAAUCCUGAUGGAAGAGUCUUUGGAAUAUCCUCAGUAGCCUGGCGACGCUUGAUUCUGUCUUGGUACUUGUCCCAAUUGGGCGUGUAAGCGAUAUCCGGUUGGCCGGGCGGUCCAGUGGUGGGAAUAACAACGGCAGUCAUGUUGCAGUGUUGGCGAAGUAUGUCUCAAUUGAUGCAGAUAGGAUGAACAGGAGUUCUUUUGUCUGUAUUCUCCCGUUCUUAUUUAUGCAUGCAACCAGGGUACCCCGCCGCGCCGUUGUGUAAAGUGCGAUGGACGGGAUGGCGGGAUUGCGGAGUAGAUAUGAUGCAAGCGGUGGCGAAUUAGUGGCUGCCAUUCAAUCAUCCGGACGGCCCCCGACGGGAAGAUGUAGCAGCUAAAUCGUCAGCAAAUACGGCUAUUCGACCGUUGGCUGGUGGUGCUGCAGCCGAUGAUGCAUUGCCGUGAACCCCCCCCUCUAUGUAGAUGAUGGCGCCAUCGCAGCCGGCGAUGAGCGUCAGCUUGGCGGGCAGCAGUCCGCGACUUACAAAAAGGGACAAUAUACGAUGCUGGAAUAGAGCACAAUUGGAUUAAGUAAGGAAAAGAAAAAAUGUCGACUGAUCAGAAAGUCGACUAUUCGCCUAGUGCGUCGUCGGAGAGCUUCAACGAAGACACCGGCUAUACUAGAGUGAUUGCAGAGAAUGGCUCCAGCCUCGCCUAUCAAGAUGCCGUCGGCGCACCAGUUGAGUCGUCGUCGCCGCUUGGUUACAAUGUAGGCUGGGCUACUGUGAUUUUUCUCAACAUUAACCAGCUCAUUGGUACGGGUAUCUUUUCUACACCGGGCAGUAUCCUAAAGGCAACAGGGUCUAUUGGCCUAGCCCUCAUCUUUUGGACAAUUGGUGCCAUCAUGGCCUUUGCCGGCUUUGGCACAUACCUCGAACUUGCCAGCUAUUUUCCAAACCGCAGCGGCUCCGAGGUCGUCUACCUGGAACAGGCGUAUCCCAAGCCGCGUUUCUUGCUGCCAAUCAGCUUUGCUGUGCAGUCUGUGGUUCUUGCAUAUAGCAGCAGUAAUGCCAUUGUAUUGUCUCAAUACAUCUGGCGAAUUGUGGGAAGAGCGCCGUCGGCCUGGGAAAUGAAGGGCGUUGCCAUUGCCGCUUACACCUUUGCUGUGGGAGGCGCUAUCGCCAGCAACCGCUACUCUUUAUAUGCCGUCAACAUCUUUGGAAUUAUCAAGAUCAUCACGCUCAUCUUUAUCAGCAUCACAGGAUUCGUUGUAUUGGGAGGUGGCGUAAGUCGCGUCUCUGACCCGGGCGCCAACUUCCGCAACGCCUUUGAGGGCGCCACACCCAACGGCAACGAUCUCGCCAAUGCCCUAGUCAGCAUUGUAUUUUCGUACAGCGGAUAUCAGAAUGCGUUCAACGUUGUUGGAGAAAUAAAAAACCCCGUUCGCACGCUGAAAAUCCACGGCUUCAUCUCGGUGCUGGCUACUGCUCUGCUCUACAUCUUCUGCAACAUUGCCUACUUUUCCGCAGUGGAUAAAGCCGCGUUUGCAAAGUCUAAAGAGACUGCCGCAUCUGUUUUCUUCGUUGCCGUCUUUGGCAAGGGUUCUGCCGAAACAGCUCUCAACGUAUUGGUGUUGUUCAGCGCCUUUGGCAAUCUGCUUGCUGUGCUUGUUGGCCAGUCUCGCAUGGUUCGCGAGAUUGGACGUCAGGGUGUCUUGCCUUGGACCAAGUUUUGGGUAACUACAAAGCCCUUUGGAACGCCCAUAGGGCCAUAUAUCCUGAAAUGGGUCAUGACAUUUAUCAUGAUUGCCGCACCGCCCCCAGGAGAUGCCUUCCAGUUUGUUGUCAGUCUCAAGACGUACCCUGACGGCAUGUUCAACCUUGCUCUGGCUAUUGGUGUCUUCCUCAUUCGCCGCCGCAGAGCCGCAAGCAACAUUCCGCGCCCCGAGUUCCGGGUGUGGGACGUGCUUCUGAUAUUCUACACGCUUAUUCAAGUGUACAUCUUGGUUAUGCCGUGGUGGCCACCCAAGGGCGGACCAUAUGCCGGAAGUGUCAGCUUUUGGUAUGCGACAUACUGCGUAGUUGGAAUUGCAGUCAUGAUCUUGUGUGGCCUCUACUAUGUCGUCUGGAUGCACGUGCUGCCGCGAUGGCGUGGAUACCAGAUCCGCGCAGAGAUUGUUACCGAGGAGAAUGGUAAAGUGGCAGCACAUAGACUUGUCAAAGUACCUGAAUACGACGUGGAACGAUGGGACGCGUCUCAUGACGACUCGGGUCGCCUACGGCAUCGAGCUGUUGCUGAAUCUCGACCCGGAGAGCAACAGCAGCAGCACCACCAGGAGUCAGACCAGAAGCAAACUGUUUAAUCCAUUGGUAUUGAAUUGUAAAUAGCAUAGAACGUAUAUGUACGCCAUUCAUACAUACAACGCUU